Messenger RNA from Tripterygium wilfordii, 1107 nucleotides. RefSeq names its product ADP-ribosylation factor-like protein 8a. The coding region runs from base 147 to 701 and encodes 184 amino acids. Gene Ontology annotation, molecular function: GTP binding; GTPase activity. The record is from RefSeq and is a predicted model, not a curated record. The transcript has 6 exons. Gene Ontology annotation, biological process: protein transport. Lineage: Eukaryota; Viridiplantae; Streptophyta; Magnoliopsida; Celastrales; Celastraceae.
CAACACAAGUAAUGGUGGAUACGGUAAUCAGCAGCGAGAGAAGGGAAGGGAGGGAUUUGCAGGGAUCAAUAGAAGGCAAAGUCUCCCACCCGUCUCUCUCUCUCCCUCUUUACCUUUCUCUGUGAUUCGUAGAUCUCUUUUCUUCAAUGGGUUUGUGGGAAGCUUUUCUCAAUUGGCUUAGGAGCCUCUUUUUCAAGCAAGAAAUGGAAUUAUCCUUGAUUGGACUUCAGAAUGCUGGGAAAACCUCACUUGUGAACGUUGUUGCAACCGGUGGAUAUAGUGAAGAUAUGAUUCCUACAGUAGGAUUCAAUAUGAGGAAAGUAACCAAAGGAAAUGUUACAAUAAAGUUAUGGGAUCUUGGUGGUCAACCCAGGUUUCGCAGCAUGUGGGAGCGAUACUGUCGUGCCGUUUCUGCUAUUGUCUAUGUGGUUGAUGCUGCUGAUCACGAAAACUUGAGUAUCUCAAAGAGUGAGCUUCAUGAUUUGCUGAGCAAACCUUCGCUGAGUGGUAUUCCCUUGUUAGUGCUAGGUAACAAGAUCGACAAGCCAGGAGCUCUGUCUAAAGUGGCUUUGACUGAGGCAAUGGGACUCAAGUCAAUUACUGACAGAGAAGUUUGCUGCUUUAUGAUCUCAUGCAAGAACUCUACCAAUAUUGAUGCGGUUAUUGAUUGGCUUGUGAAGCAUUCAAAAUCAAAGGGCUGAGAGGACUGUUAUCCUGUGACUGUAUUUCUGUGUCAUAAUAUCUUAUUUAACUUGGUUGCUGAUUUACAUACUUCUUUGCUGGGAUAGAUCCUGUACAGUAGGUAAUUCUGUUUCUCAGUGAGAAUGUGAGGUUUUUUCGUGGUUUUAACAUUUCAUGUAUGCUGCUGCUGCUGCUGCUGUUUUGUUUUAUUUUCCUUUUUGGUUUAGAGGAGCUAUGCCUCGCUGGUAAAGACCGAAUCUAGCUUUGGUAGCGGACGGAUCUUUAUCGCCAGCAGAAAGCACUCUAAAGUACUCUCAUUUGCUAGCUUGUUGCCGUUUGUUUUGGCUUCCCUCUGUUGAUAUGAUUCUAUCCAAACCGCUAAUUUAGAACUGAUGGGGAUACAUAGUUCAUUCUGGUUUGCUUGAA